This is a messenger RNA of Anthonomus grandis grandis, 1609 nucleotides long. RefSeq lists its product as uncharacterized. The transcript has a single exon. Lineage: Eukaryota; Metazoa; Arthropoda; Insecta; Coleoptera; Curculionidae. The record is from RefSeq and is a predicted model, not a curated record. Bases 200 to 961 code for a protein of 253 amino acids.
UUUUAAUUGUAUGUAAGGAACGACAGAAAGGUACCGUAUAUUACUGGCGCGAGAUUUAAGUGAUGUCAAAUGUCAAUAAUAUGACAGCUGACAGUUAAGAUGACAUAUUCAAUAAGGAAAACCCAUACCCAUAACCUAUAAAAACAAAAAUUAUUUUCCCAAAAGUUCCUUUUAUUAUUAUUACCUAACUAAAAUUAAAAUGGAUCAAAGUUUUGAAAAUUCCCUACUGAGAGGCUGGAGCAGAGAGAUGCAGGCGGCCGUAGAAACCUACCGAAAACCAAUACUAGACGAAAAAGUGGUGAGCGUAAUAAAACUGGCCUGCGAAACGUUCAAACAAGAAAUUCAGGUGUUUUUCAUGUCCGUGGACGUGGUAGAAACGUACAUCUAUCUAAACGAGGCAUACGGCAGAAAAAUCGAGGAUCCCUUCCUCGAUAUGUGCGUAAUCAUCUUCAUUAUGAGCAAAUACUUUGGGGGCGGUGCCGACCUAAAAAUUCCAGUGAUAGAGAAGUUCAUGUACAAGAUUUGCGGUCUGAACUAUAGCGCCAAGACGAUAAUCAGGGCCGAAAUUGACAUUUUACAAAUGCUACAGUACAAGUUGCCUUUGAGCACCGCCCUGGAUGAAAUGGACACUUUUUUCGAGAAAUUCAGUAGAGAGUAUCACUUGAAAGACAUCUUGAGACCGUUGUGCGAAGAGAUUUUAAUUAUGAUGUAUUGCCAAAGAAAGGUGUGGGUGAAACAUUUGAGGAAGUAUUAUCAGUCGGAUCCGGCCACUUUUAAUCAUUUGAUGACUUCAAAAGUGUUUUUGCCAGCCGGAAUACUUGUGAGUGCUUUUAAUACCACUAAUUAUCAGUUUAUAUUGGACGUUGAGGGUCUUGUUAAUGAUUUAAAUGGGUUUAUAGGGAUUCAUCCCAGGCACAUUUUUGUUUUGAGUGAUAUUAUUAUUAAUUUAAUGAAAGGGUAAGGCACUACAAGGUGUUCGGGGGUACAUUUAAUUAAUCAUUUCUUUAGUAUAUUUACUUAUUAAGAGUUUGAGUGUCUAAAAUAUCUUUCUCAUUCUUUUCUUAUGAAAUUUUUACUUUAGGAGAAUAAAAUUAGAAGAGAUAUGACACUCACAACUUGUUUGUUAUAUAAAAGUCUAUGUUUUGUUACUUUAUUUUACUUAAGAUACUUCCUAAUCUAUAUUUUGAUGGCUGUAAAAAGUACCUGUUUAAAUGUUAAUAUUAAUGGAAAAAUAAGGUGUUCCGAGGGCCCUGAAGUCACAGUUUGAAUUGCUUGUAUGAAGUGUUUACUGAAAAAUCCCUUUACAAGUAAUGGCGAGCUUAAACUAUGACAAUUUUAUUCUAAUUUAAAAUUAAGAUAGUUCUAGUUAUUUUGAUGGCUGUAAAAGAGUACCUGUUUAAAUGUUAACUUUAAUUGAAUUAAGUUUUUUUGUAGAUUAAAAAUAACUGGUAAGAAAUGCUUUUGUUGUUCAUCUAAUAUAUCAUUGGCUUGCUGCAAAAACUCAAAAAUGAUAGUUUCUGGAAAAAUCAAUUGUUUACUAAUGCCGAUGGUUUAGGUGGUUUUGGGAAAAAAUCAUUUUGUAGUUUUUAGUUUCCGGCAAUAAAAUAUG